AUGGGAACUCCGCCUCUAGAUCAACCGGCUUGCACGGUUGAGCAAAGAGGGAAUGGCGAUGACGAUGUCAUCUUCGUUUCCUGCAGACCUUGUGCCCACAGAGCAGUCCCGCAGGCCUCAGCUGAUAAGUCUGUCCCGAUUGAACCUGCCGCUACUCCCCAAACGUCAAUUGCAGAAUCACUUGCUGAAAGAGAUCUCUUGAGCGGCGAGCCAGCUGUGAGUAAGGUGGAAAAGUCCGAUGGAGAAGCCUCUCAGGUCAUUCCCAAAUUGGAGCCUCCGGUUGAAACGCCAUCAGAGCUUAAAAGUCGGCACCAGUCUGCCCUCCGCGCUUGCUCAGAGCCCAACAUUAGCCUUGACAGUUCCAAAGUGGUUAGGCCUCAGCCGCCAUUGUCGUUUGGCGGACCCGUCGUGGAAAAUGGGGAGGCUAAUUCGAAGCAGGCCAAGCUAGACCUUGCAACUAAUGGAACUGGUCGCCAGCAUAUCCCUGGAAAACCCGAUAAAUCGAUUGCAGGCCCAAAGGAGUCUCUGGGUACUGCACGUCGCCGCGCAAGCUUCGACGCUCCUCCGAUCAAGACUCAUGACUGGGUGCGUCCAGAAUGGUGCCAUGAUUCUCAUUCUGAGAAGAAGCAGGAGAACCCAAUUCCACUGCAGCCACCUGUCUCUGCUGUAAAUCUGUUGCCCAAUUUAGAGCAUGCAUCAGUUGAAUUGGCUCGUCCGAAAGAAAUUGUUCCUGCCAAAAGGAACCAAGAGUCGAUAGGAAACACCGGUCUGAAGGAAAAUAGACAUUCAGAGGAGCAGCAGCAGCAGCAGCCAAAGAGAGCCAGAGUUAGUCUUGGAAUGAACCAGGACCCCAAGGAGAACUUGAGUCCCGUGGUCUCCGAUCAACCGCCCCUCGCAGAUCCUAAGAAACGGUACGCGACUUUAGAGUUGUUUGGACCCGCAUCGCGUCCAUAUUAUGUCCCGGGAAAAGGACUAAUACGCACAAACCCCCCUUGUACACUCACUCAUCGACGAAUUGCUGGAGAAUUGGUGGCAAGUUUCCCGCUUCGCGACCCGGAGGCUGAAGAGGGAAACCCUUCAGUCCCGGGGAAUGGUACUGUCGACUCGCCACCCCGCAACCAAACACUUUGGUCAGUUCCUGCUUUUGAUGCCUCGGUGGAUCCGCGACUCAAUCCAGGUAUCACCACCACUAGAACACCCAGAGGCUUCGGAUACGAACCUGCCAACAAAGACUGUGGAACUGCACAGGCCACUGCAACGCAGUAUCAGCGCCCUCAGACUGCCAUGAUUCCCCCAGUCGCGGCUUCACUCCCAAGCAAUGCUGGUCCUGUAAACAGAGGCAUCAAGGAAAAGAAGUAUACUUGGACACCAAAGAUGUAUCUUGAUUUUAGCUUGUCCUUGUAUCAGAACUAUGGGUUCCAAGAGUUUGCGCACAGACAUGGACUGCCUCUCACCGAGGUAAUCGACAAGUUUAGUGCUAUAGUACAGCUUCCGUUCCUCGACGAAGCAGAAAAUGCCGGGACGGAGACUGUGUCAAUAUGCCGGAAGAGAGUUGCGUCGUUUAAGCAACGUGAGAAAGAAGUGCUCGAAAUUCAUAAAGCUGAGGAACGAGCUGCCAGGACGGCAGAAAAGGAGCGUGCGAAGGCUGCCACCCGGGGAGUUGAACAAAGGGUUGCUCAUGACGGGUUCAACAGCAGUAGCAUGAGAGUUGGCGGUGAAGUACCCCCUCACGGAACUAAUCCCAGAGCUCUCCAUGCCGGAAACAUUUCAACGCGUGUUGUGGCGAAUUCGCACGCUGUCUCUGAUCCAGAAGCCACUGGCCGAGAUGUUGCGACCACACAGACCAGCAUGGCAAAACUGCGUGAGACUCUCAAUGGCAGCAGCAAUGUUGCCCACAGAGCGUGA
Messenger RNA from Xylona heveae TC161, 1905 nucleotides. RefSeq lists its product as hypothetical. The record is from RefSeq and is a predicted model, not a curated record. Lineage: Eukaryota; Fungi; Ascomycota; Xylonomycetes; Xylonales; Xylonaceae. The coding region runs from base 1 to 1905 and encodes 634 amino acids. The transcript has a single exon.